UCUGUUAAAAGAAAAUAUACAAAUAUAGAAAUUUUCCGUGCGCUCGGAUAAACAGGACAUUACCACCAUGAGCACCAUGUUCGCAGACACCAUUCUGAUUGUGUUCAUCUCUGUGUGUACAGCGCUGUUAGCCGAAGGUAUUACUUGGGUUUUAGUGUAUCGGACUGAAAAGUACAAGAGGCUAAAGGCUGAAGUGGAAAAACAAAGCAAAAAACUCGAGAAGAAAAAGGAAACCAUCACAGAAUCUGCAGGACGUCAACAGAAGAAGAAGAUCGAAAGACAAGAAGAGAAGCUGAAGAACAAUAACAGAGACCUUUCUAUGGUGCGUAUGAAGUCCAUGUUUGCCAUUGGCUUCUGCUUUACAGCUCUGAUGGGCAUGUUCAACUCCAUCUUUGAUGGAAGAGUCGUGGCCAAACUGCCAUUCGUGCCGCUGUCUUACAUCCAGGGACUGUCCCAUCGCAACCUGCUGGGCGAGGAUUACACUGACUGCUCCUUUAUCUUCCUUUACAUCCUCUGCACCAUGUCCAUCAGACAGAACAUUCAGAAGAUGCUCGGUCUCGCUCCUUCCAGAGCUGCAACUAAACAGGCGGGAGGCUUCCUGGGACCUCCUCCUCAGGCAGCUAAGUUUUCCUAAUGCGCAGGGCGGUUCAGUGCUGUUCCUGCACUGCAGCUGUGUGGAGUCGUGGCUCCUUCAUCUGAGCACAGACCGAACUCCUCACGCUGGAGCAAACUCAUCAUCUGUUGCAGCUACUGUAUCACUACCUUCAGUUUGAUUUUUCAUUCAUUUGUUGUUUAUUUAACUUUAAGAUUGUCUCACUUAGAAAUUAGAGGAAGAAAAAUUGAUCUUAAUUAUGUUGAUUACCAAAGGAUACGAAUGUCUGCCCUGUGUUCAGCACAUGCUGUGCAUCAGUUUGGGAUUUUAAUAAUUAAUUGGCACAGUAACAUUUGAUCUAUUCAGUAUUAUUGUAUGUAACUGUUAAUAAAGUUUUAUGAUACCA
This is a messenger RNA of Toxotes jaculatrix (banded archerfish), 998 nucleotides long. RefSeq names its product transmembrane and coiled-coil domains 1 (gene tmco1). NCBI's taxonomy places the organism in Eukaryota, Metazoa, Chordata, Actinopteri, Toxotidae. The record is from RefSeq and is a predicted model, not a curated record. Gene Ontology annotation, cellular component: cytoplasm; endoplasmic reticulum membrane; endoplasmic reticulum. Gene Ontology annotation, biological process: endoplasmic reticulum calcium ion homeostasis. The coding region runs from base 68 to 634 and encodes 188 amino acids. The transcript has 7 exons. Gene Ontology annotation, molecular function: calcium channel activity.